CGGCUACGGGCUGGCCGUUAGCUCCUCCGACCGCAGCCACGUCAUCGUGGGGUCUGAAAACCUACCGAGACGCUACAUGCCGCCCGAGGCGCUACAGAAGGGGCGAUUCUCGGAGAGCAGCGACGUUUGGUCCUUUGCCGUGACGAUGUGGGAGGUUCUGACGUCAGGGAGCAUCCCCUACUACGAUCUGUCCGAUGACCGUGCUGUGCUCGAGCAUGUGCUUCAGGGAGGUAGACUGCCCAGGCACGUCAUCGCAGGAGAGUGCCCGGACUCCUUGUGGGCCCUCGUGAUGCGCUGCUGGGCUUCGUCGGCCAAGGACCGGCCGAGUUUUUCCGAACUUGUGGCUGCGCUGCGGAGAAUCAGAGAGCAACGGAACAAGAGGAAGCAGGCGGAGCUCCAGUGUGAAGUCGAAGAUUAACGACAAGGAAGGCAUUCUUGCCGAUGAUCAGAGGUUUAUAUUAGCGGGCCGGCAGCUCGAAGAUGAACGAACUCUUGCUGACUACAAUAUUCACGGAGAAUCAACGAUUAAUUUGAUACUACGCUUAAGAGGUAGUAUUACCGCAUUCACCUCCAGCGACUUCUCAGAUCCUCUGGUCGCUUACCUGAUGCUCUCCAACGAUGAUCGUGCGAGGGCCAUGAAGCCGAUGGCGCAGCUCCGGAUCAAAGCGAAGAGAGAGCACGCGACGGAAGGCGCGAGCUUCACCUUGAAGCUUCCCGGGGAGGACCCUG
Molecule: messenger RNA, 729 nt
Organism: Guillardia theta CCMP2712
Lineage: Eukaryota; Cryptophyceae; Pyrenomonadales; Geminigeraceae
Exons: 1
Coding region: 77-418 (113 amino acids)
Biological process (GO): multicellular organism development; positive regulation of kinase activity; protein phosphorylation
Cellular component (GO): signaling receptor complex
Molecular function (GO): transmembrane receptor protein tyrosine kinase activity; ATP binding
Source: RefSeq, a predicted model, not a curated record